This is a messenger RNA of Acaulospora morrowiae, 147 nucleotides long. The record is from the annotation of a GenBank genome assembly. Lineage: Eukaryota; Fungi; Glomeromycota; Glomeromycetes; Diversisporales; Acaulosporaceae.
AUGGAGAUGGGCGCCAUUAAUAACGGAUGGUGGACGUUCCAAAAGACCAAUGGUCACGAGUUUAUUCAGCUUUUUGAUGUGGUGUUGGUUUUCCCGGGAUCGAUAAAGAAUAAAUUCUAUGGAACCGAUCUAUUCCUUUUUAAAGGG